AGUAGUCAUUAAACAGUGAUUAAUAUUAAUUAAUGUUUACCAACUUACUUGUCUCAAGUAACUAGGGCGUUACUACGUUUAGUUUCCAACUACUUAAUGAGGAUCUUGUCCUGCUUUCUUCCUAAGCACUUUAUGCAAGGAACAGCUCAGUUUCAACCACCAUUAAUUACCAGCGUCACCAAUAUAGUAAUUUUGAUGAGGGCUUUCUGUGAAAGGCAAAGUAUGCAGAAAUCUCCUGUUCAUCCAAAAUAUGAGAUGGGGUUUGAUGGCAGCAAUCGAUUUGAUCCUCAGAAUGACUUCUAUGAGUUUUUGGAAGAAGCAAAACACUAUGCAUUAGAAUCAGACUUUCAGACAUCAUCAACUUCCUAUCCAGAAGAAACUGGAGAAAGAAGAUCAGGGCAAGAGAAGAAGAAGAAGAAAUCAUGGAAGAAAUUACUAUUUCCAUGGUUGAAAGGCGAGAAGGUAAACAAAACUAGCACAAAAUCAGCAACCAAAUCUCAAGUAUCUGAUGCAAGACGGACUAACGUUUCUGGUCCGGUAUUUGGCACCGGCAAGGCUAUGGAUGGCAGGCUCCGGCACCCCUUAUCCGGGCCUAUUAACAGUCUGUUCAGACCAACAAUAAGAGCAGAUAGUGAGGUACCCUAUAAGUGUCUAGACAAGUCCGGCAGCCCUCAAGUUGUUCAAACAUAUGGCCCUGUUUAUCUAGUGAGAUAAAGUAUCAUGAAGAAGUUGUCAAUAGGGAAUUGAAUCUCAAGUUUUCUGCAUCUUGGUGGAUGUUGACCUGAUGUAGCAAGUUUUUGGUGACAAAGGAGAAGAAAGUUUGAUAUAGCAUUUUGCUAAAGUGCAAUGAACUUCUGAAUUGUGCAUGCAUGUGCUGCGAUGGGGAAUGCAGUAGGAGAUUUGAGCUAUCUUAGUUGCGUAUUUGAAUUAUCCAAAGCAUGCAAUAGGCUAGAGAGAGAUUGUACCCAAGUGUUUUGUUCUUGUGUUUCAUUGUGUGAUUGCUAGAAAACAGAACUUGAUAUCCUCAGCAAAGUCAGUUUAGAUUUUGAUC
Rosa chinensis is the source of this 1051-nucleotide messenger RNA. RefSeq lists its product as uncharacterized. The record is from RefSeq and is a predicted model, not a curated record. The coding region runs from base 97 to 714 and encodes 205 amino acids. Lineage: Eukaryota; Viridiplantae; Streptophyta; Magnoliopsida; Rosales; Rosaceae. The transcript has 3 exons.